AUGUAUUCGGCGUAUCUUAUUUUCCUGUGGAUAUCUGCUAACGAAGAAAAACACCCUUAUAGGGAGCUGGACAAGUUGUCCGAAGAAGUCCAGGACUAUGAAAAAUUUCUGACUGAACUCCGCAAUGCUGCCGAUUCUCAAACGGCAGGAUGGCUUCAGACUUUACUGCUCAAGGUAUGUGUUAUCUGCAUGGCCUUUCCCUGCACUGCUACUAAUUACCAAUGGCUGAGUACAGCAUGGCUUCCGGGGGGAGACGGUGCAUCCAGCAACCAGACUUUCCUUCCACCGCCGCCAAAUGAUGCGGAAGCGGAAGAGCCAUCUCCCAUGUCCUCCAUCGGCUCACUGGACGGCAUUGACCAAAUCAACGAAGAUCCCAAUCGGACAGAUCGUUCUCGGGCAACAGGCGUCAUGGGCAAAACCUCGGAAAUCACCUGGAUGCAACGGGUGCAACGAGAAGCAGAACAGCGAGCCCAAGGACAAGCUGGAUCGCACGAAGCUAACAACUCCGACCCCGAAGAGCCCAAGGAUGGCUUCUCUCUCCACAGCAUGAACUAUCACCUGGACGACCUCGAUAUCAGUGUACCUGGCCCUGUUCAGAAGUAUGAAAUGCCGUCAAGAUACCUCGCCGACCGACUUUUCGAUGACUACUUCACUACGACCCACCCAUUCUUCCCCAUCCUCAGCAGAUCCCUUUUCCGCAAUCAGUACCGGACUUACUACGACAACUCGCGGCCGGACCGUCCCCGACCGGGAGAUAAGUGGUUAGCCAUAGUCAACGUAAUAUUCGCAAUUGCCGCAAAACACGCUCACCUAGUCAAUGCCUCUUGGCGAGGCGAGGACAACGACCACCUUGUUUACCUGACCAGAGCCCGAAUGCUCAGUAUGAACAGCGACGUUCUUUUCAACCACCCCGAUCUCCAACAGGUGCAGGUCGAAGGCUUGACUGCUUUCUAUUUACUUGCAGCUGAUCAGAUUAACAGGGCAUGGAGAAUAUCGGCGCUGGCAAUUCGUUCUGCCAUCACCCUCGGUAUCAACUUGAAAAUCACCAGUUCCAAGACCCCGAGCAUCACCAAGGAAGCGCGAUACCGGGUCUGGUGGUGCCUGUACAGCUUUGAACACAUGCUGGGUGCUAUGACGGGUCGUUCGAUAUACAGUCUUGAAGGAGGUUAUGCUACGCCAUUGCCCCUUCCGUUCGAAGAAGAACAACUCCAAGAAAACCCCGCUGCUGCCGAAGUCCUCAACAAUUCAACCCUCCGAGACGCUUUGAUCAACAACGUGAUGGCUAGUUCAUGGAUUCGACCAACAGGAAGCAAGAACGAACACCACGACCCGCGCCUACGAGACCAGUCAUGGCUCAAAAACUUACCAAUAAACUUCGGCCUAUGUUAUCUUUACUACAGUGACCUGACAGUCGUCACACAGGAAAUCAUCAACAAAGUCUAUACCACGACCUGCACUCUGCUGCCUUGGACCGAUAUUGAGAGCCGCCUCGACGAAAUGAGAAUUCGGAUCGAUAUGUGGAAGUCCAGUCUUCCUCGAGCCCUGGAUUUCACAGAGGAGAACACUAACGAUAGCCCAGACCAGCUGCGUUGUAAAUUGUUUCUCGCAUUUCAUUACUACAGCGCAAAAAUCACGCUAGGACGCCCCUGCCUUUGCCGACGUGAUAAUCGUCGGCCCAAAUCCCCUCAAACCUUCAGUCACAACAUGGCCUUGACAACAAUUGAUGCAGCAUCUCGAAUGCUAGAGCUGAUACCAGACGAGCCAGAUGUCAUCCAACUCUACCAGGUGUGCCCAUGGUGGAGCGUGCUGCGGUAUCUAAUGCAGGCCGCGACAGUGUUCCUCCUCGAGCUCUCGUUCGGUUGCGUGCAUGUCCCUGAACAAGAGAAAACCAUAGUGUCACUCACCAAGAAGUGCAUCCGCUGGUUCUUCGCCAUGUCAGAACGUAGCAUUGGCUCGAGGCGAGCAUGGCAACUGUGCGACACCAGCUUCCGAAAUUUGGCAAGCGGCAUGAAAUACAACACCGACGACCUCCCUACGCAGAACCAUCAAGACUACGUCCCGGCAAGAAUCUCGCCUCUUGCACCUAUCGAGUCCGGCAAUACAUUCGCACUCCCGUCCGGUGACUACUUCACCAUGCCUAUGGAAGAUCUGAACCUCUUUGGACAUCAGAAUCCUCUCGACGGCGAGCUUCUCCCGAAUUACUUCAACCCCAACCCCAACCCCAAUCCCAACCCCCACCCCCAAAAUUCCGAUGUUGCCCAAGGUCACGUGGAAAUGAAUGAUGAAUUCUACCUCCCUUACGAUCCUCUUAGUGGGGAUUUUAUCCGAUCGUUUUUCCCGUCUUCGGAGGAAGACAAGGAACAGCAAUGA
Molecule: messenger RNA, 2370 nt
Organism: Penicillium chermesinum
Lineage: Eukaryota; Fungi; Ascomycota; Eurotiomycetes; Eurotiales; Aspergillaceae
Product: fungal specific transcription factor domain-containing protein
Exons: 2
Coding region: 1-2370 (789 amino acids)
Biological process (GO): DNA-templated transcription
Molecular function (GO): zinc ion binding; DNA binding
Source: RefSeq, a predicted model, not a curated record